ACAGCCACAGCACGUGUACAAAUUUUGUAAUUGUAAAUUGAUUUGAUUUCUUCAAAAAUUUUUGUAAAUAAUGUCUGAUUCAGAAACUGAUGAAAAUAGUUUAAAUGGCGAGGAAAAUGGAAAUAUGGAAACGAAAAAUGGAGUAGGAUCUGAAAAUGAAGACGGGGAUGUUGGAGCGUUUGUUAAGCAUCCGAACAAAAUAAAUACAGAGAAACACAAAUGCGAGGAUGUUACAUGGAAAGAUCUGGGAUUAAGUGAUAUAAUAUGUGAUGUUUUGAAAGACAUGAAGUGGAUGAACCCAACUAGAAUACAAAAGGAAGCCAUUCCUGUAGCAUUGAAAGGAAAUGAUAUAAUUGGCCUUGCUGAAACUGGUUCCGGUAAAACAGGAGCAUUCGCAUUACCCAUUUUACAAGCAUUAUUUGAAACGUCUCAAAGAUAUUUUGCACUAGUAUUAACACCGACAAGAGAAUUAGCUUUCCAAAUCUCGGAGCAAUUUGAUGCUUUAGGCGUUUCUUUUGGUUUAAAAUGCUGUGUGAUUGUUGGUGGAAUGGAUAUGUUUAGUCAAGCACUGCAGUUAGCAAAGAAACCGCAUGUUAUAAUUGCAACUCCAGGUCGUUUAGUUGAUCAUUUAGAAAAUACUAAGGGUUUCGAAUUAAAAGCUAUAAAAUAUCUUGUAAUGGAUGAAGGAGAUCGUAUUUUAAAUAUGGAUUUUGAAGUUGAAGUGAAUAAAAUUCUUAGAGUUUUGCCUAAACAACGUCGUACAUAUUUGUUUAGUGCAACAAUGACUAAAAAAGUAAAAAAAUUACAAAGAGCUUCAUUAAAAGAUCCAGUUCUUGUUGAAGUUUCAAAUAAAUUUCAGACAGUUUCAACGCUUCAACAAUACUAUUUAUUUAUACCAUUAAAAUUUAGGGAAGUUUAUUUAGUUUAUAUUUUAAAUGAACUAGCCGGUAACAGUUUUAUGAUAUUUUGUGGAACAUGUGCAGCAACAAUAAGAUUAGCAUUAAUGAUACGAGCUCUUGGUAUGGCCGCAAUACCACUACACGGUCAAAUGUCACAGAACAAACGUUUAGCUGCGUUAAAUAAAUUUAAAUCAAAAAGUCGUUCAAUUCUUGUUUCUACUGAUGUAGCAUCAAGAGGUUUGGAUAUUCCACAUGUUGACGUUGUUAUAAACUUUGAUAUACCAACUCACAGCAAAGAUUACAUACAUAGAGUCGGUAGAACGGCAAGAAAUGGUGCUGCAGGACAAGCUGUAACGUUAGUUACACAAUAUGAUGUAGAAUUAUAUCAAAGGAUAGAACAUUUAUUGGGUUAUCAAUUGCCACUUUAUAAAGUUGAAGAAGAUUCAGUCAUGAUGUUACAAGAACGUGUUGCUGAAGCCUUGAGAACGGCUAAAUUAGAACAAAAGAAUCUGGAGAAUUCAAAACUCUUAUCGAAAGAAAAACGAUCUAUAGAAGAUGAAGAGGAAAUGGGCGGAUUAUCUAAAAGAGCGAAAAUCUUCAAAAACAAAAAUUUUAAAAGAACAAAAACUAAAAGGCGAAAAUAAAAAAUUGGAAUAUAAAAUUUAAGAGAAAUAAAUGUAUUUUUUAAAUUUAUU
Condylostylus longicornis is the source of this 1594-nucleotide messenger RNA. It is a transcript of the gene pths, whose product is annotated as ATP-dependent RNA helicase DDX47. Gene Ontology annotation, molecular function: RNA helicase activity; ATP binding; nucleic acid binding. The transcript has 3 exons. NCBI's taxonomy places the organism in Eukaryota, Metazoa, Arthropoda, Insecta, Diptera, Dolichopodidae. The coding region runs from base 71 to 1543 and encodes 490 amino acids. The record is from RefSeq and is a predicted model, not a curated record.